AUGUCUACACUUCCUCCUGAUCCGUACAAGGCCUUGGGUGUUUCCCCUGAUGCCCAGCUCCCCGAGAUCCGAUCUGCCCACCGAAAGCUUGUCCUCAAAUGCCAUCCCGACAAGGUCCAGGACCCGACUCUGAAGGCUCAGAAGCAGGACGAGUUCCAACAAGUCCAACAAGCCUACGAACUCCUCAGCGAUGAAAAGCAGCGACAGAAAUACGAUGAUCAGGUCCGCCUUCAAGAACUCCGCGAGCAGAUGCGGGCCAAGGUGGCGAGCUCAUCAUCAAGUCGCUCCGCCCCCUCGUUCAAGUACGAAAUCCGUACCAACGACCGCACGUACAAGACGACUUCGCCUAGCGCCAAGGUCUUCUCCUACUCGCGCUCCUACGAAGAUACUGAUCUUCGCGGUGCCGAUAUCUUCGAGGGUGUUCGCACCGUGAGAAGGGAGGCGUCGUAUCAAGGCAAGCCCUCGAGGCGUGAAGAGAGGGAACGAGACCGUGAUCGCGAGAUCCGGGAACGAGAGAAGGAGCGUGAGCGCGAACGUGAACGAAGAAAGAAGGCCGAAGACGCCGUCCGACGUGCUGAAAAGGAAGCUAAGGAGGCUCGACGCGCCGAGAAGAAGCAGAAGGAGAAGGAGAAGGACAAGGAGCGCAAGCGGGAGUCCGAGGAGAAGAAGCGUCACGCGAAGCCAUAUAUCGAGACGUACGACGACGAGGAGCCUGCUCCCAAGUCGGAGAAGAAGAAGUCGAGCAAGAAGCACGACCGCGAUCGCUCCGCCCAUCGGGAAGAGGCGCCCCCUGCGACAGAUUCAGUGCCACCCCCGCCUAUGCCCUCCAUACCGACGGAACAAUCGUAUGAGGAUAAGGAAUCCGAGGCUCUGAAAUAUAUCAACGCCUCGCGACAACAAAAAAAGAACCCAUAUGCUCGCCAUAUGCAGCCUCCAGCAGCUCCCACUCCCCCCCCUGUCGGGUCACCAUUUACUGCUCCGGCCACUCCGGAUGAUGAUGUGCGCCGGUCAUCAGCGAAGCCCCGACGUGGAUCCUCAGGCGAGAAGGCCUACAAGAAGAAGCCCUCGAAAGAGGUUCUCGAUGACCCCAUCGAGGUCGACGUCUCUCCCUCGGGUCGCCCGCAUGUGCAAAAGUCGGCCACCAGCACUGGCAUUUUGUCAGGCUCCCCUCCCCGACGGACCAGCACCAUGCCCAGCGAUGCAUAUGGCGGUCGCCCGGUCCCCAACUUGCCACGAGCUCAGACAUAUAGCGGAUAUCCCGACGUGGAUUCCCGUGGUCGAAAUCGCUCCAAGAUGCACGCUCAGAUUAUUGAGAGUGACUCCGAGGACGAGUAUGAGCGCCGUCGAAAAGAGCGCAAGCACCGCAGCAAGAAGCAUCGGUCCCCUGAACCCCGUGGGGAGCAUGUGACGCAGUAUCGAGUUGAUACUAGCGGUCGGACGAGACUACAAAACUCGUUCUCGCGCUCUGCGGACCCUGAGGCGGAUGCUUAUGGGGGAUAUUAUUCCCAUUAUGGGGAGCGCCCUUCGCUAUCUCGCGAUGCUAGUUACUCGCAGUCGCCCGGCUACGCUCAGUACGACAAGUACAAGACGUCCAAGGCUUACGACUAUGGCGACGUGCAGUACAGCACAUACCCAACCUACCGCGAGGAGUAUGCUCACCCGACGCCGGCGUGA
Molecule: messenger RNA, 1674 nt
Organism: Fusarium keratoplasticum
Lineage: Eukaryota; Fungi; Ascomycota; Sordariomycetes; Hypocreales; Nectriaceae
Product: J domain-containing protein
Exons: 1
Coding region: 1-1674 (557 amino acids)
Biological process (GO): protein refolding
Cellular component (GO): cytoplasm
Source: RefSeq, a predicted model, not a curated record